GCUAUUGAAAACAACGAAUAUUAAUAGUGACAUUGGAAGCGAUGGAGGUGCUAUUUUAUAGUUUAACCUUCAUUGCCUUUGUGUUUGUCUCAGGCGUUAACACAGAUUCAUUUGCAAGCAGUUCUGCUGAAUCGAAGGCUUCAGCUGACUCCAAACCUUACAGCUCAGCGGACGCCUCAAGCAGUGCUACUAGUUCAAGUUACACCGGUAACGAUAGCAACUACAAGCCAUCAGAGCCAGAAUGCAAGAAGAACGAAAAGGAAAUAUCGUGUAUUAACAGCGUAUGCGAAUACAGAAACUGCUCUGAUAUUGGAAAACCAAUAAAAUGCGUCAGACUGGAUCCAAGGAAAUGUAUUAGAGGAUGUAUUUGUGAGAAUGAAUAUCUGCGAGACGACAGUACAGGAUUAUGCAUUCCAAAAGAUCAGUGUCCAACGGAAAAAUGUGGUGUUAAUGAAAUAUAUGACAUAUGUCCCCCGACCUGCCCCCCACAAAGAUGUGAUGUUGAUGAACGGUUGAUUCGAUGCGCAAAAAACCCAGAACCGGGCAACCCAGCUUGCAAGCCCGGAUGCAGAUGCAUCGAUGACUAUAAAAGGAAUGCAUCCGGCGUUUGCAUCCCAAAAAACGAAUGUUUUACUUGCACUGGUCAAAACGAGGUUGUCGGAUGUCAAACAUUGCUCCCUGAGACGUGUGAAAGUAUUGGUAAAAACUACACCGCUAUUGAGCCAGCAGUAUGCACACCUGCGUGUCGUUGCAAGCCUGGCUUCUAUCGAAACAAAAUAAGAGAUUGCAUAUCCAAGGAACAAUGCCUGAAGUGUACCGGACCAAACGAAUACUUCUCAUGCGGAUCCGCUUGUGACAACGUCUGCACAACACUGGACACGCAGAACCAAACAAACUGUCCGAUCAAAAAUAUUGUCUGCAACCAGAAGUGCUAUUGUGAUGAAAAUUACGCUCGUGACAGUAAUAAUACUUGCAUACCCAUAAAAGAUUGUCCAAUUAACAAAUGUGGGCUUAACGAAAUAUAUGACACUUGUCUUCCAAUAUGUCCUCCGCCAAGAUGUGAUGUUGAUGAAAAGACAAUCCAGUGCCUACGGAACCCAGAACCAGGAGACCCAGCUUGCAAGUCCGGAUGCCGAUGCAUCGACAACUAUAAAAAGAAUGAAUUUGGCGUUUGCAUUCCAAAAGAAGAAUGUCCCAUUAUUCCGGCUGAGAACUGUGGGCCUGAUGAAGAAUACGUCGAUUGUGCUAAUGGAGGCUGUGGCAGAUGGGAAUGUUCACAACAAGGUCAAAUUUGUAUUGAAUUAGCAGAAGGUGAUUGUGUUGGAGGAUGUCGCUGCAAGGAACCUUUACUGCGUGCGGAAGACGGAUCAUGCAUUCCAGCUGAUCAGUGUCCUCCAACGACUCCGUCUGUCAUCUGCAGAGAUGAUGAAGAUUACUUGGAAUGUGCAAAUGGAGGCUGUGGCAGGUGGGAGUGUGCGCAACAACGUCCGAUUUGUAUCGACUUAGUAGAGGAUGGUUGUGUUGGAGGAUGUCGCUGCAAGGCACCUUUACUGCGUGCGGAAGACGGAUCAUGCGUGCCUGCUGAUCAAUGUCCUCUUAUUUGUAGUGGUCAAAAUGAAGUGGUCGGUUGUCGGACUGCCUGUCCUGAAACAUGUGAAAGUAUUGGUAAAAACUGUACCAUUAUUGAAGCAGCUGUGUGUAUACCCGACUGUCGUUGCAAGCCUGGCUUUUAUAGAAACAAUAACGGACAUUGUAUAUCAGAGAAACAAUGCUCUAAUGAAUGCGGUGUUAACGAAAUAUAUGACAUUUGUCCUGCAACUUGCCCUCCACCGAGAUGCGAUAUCGAUGAAAAGACAAUUCUUUGCUUACCCAACCCAAAACCAGGGGAUUCAACCUGCGCGCCCGGGUGUCGAUGUAUUGACAAUUAUAAAAAGAACGAAUCCGGCAUUUGCAUUCCAAAAGAGGAAUGUCCAACGACUCCGUCUGUCAUCUGCAGAGAUGAUGAAGAAUACUUGGAAUGUGCAAAUGGAGGCUGUGGCAGGUGGGAGUGUGCGCAACAAGGUCUGAUUUGUAUCGACUUAUUAGAGGGUGGUUGUGUAGGAGGAUGUCGCUGCAAGGCACCUUUACUGCGUGCGGAAGACGGAUCAUGCGUGCCUGCUGAUCAAUGUCCUCUUAUUUGUAGUGGUCAAAAUGAAGUGGUCGGUUGUCGGACUGCCUGUCCUGAAACAUGUGAAAGUAUUGGUAAAAACUGUACCAUUAUUGAAGCAGCUGUGUGUAUACCCGACUGUCGUUGCAAGCCUGGCUUUUAUAGAAACAAUAACGGACAUUGUGUAUCAGAGAAACAAUGCUCCAAAGAAUGUGGUGUAGACGAAAUAUAUGAUAUUUGUCCCCCAACCUGCCCCCCACAAAGAUGUGAUGUUGAUGAACGGGUGAUUCGAUGCGCCAAAAACCCAGAACCGGGCAACCCUGCUUGCAAACCCGGAUGCAGAUGCAUCGACAACUAUAAAAAGAACGCAUUCGGCGUUUGCAUCCCAAAAGAAGAAUGCCCUGGCGUUGUAAGCUGUGGACCAAAUGAGAUCAUCUCAAGCUGCGUAAACGGUGGUUGUGGAAGAUGGAAUUGUUCUCAGACAGGUGAAAUUUGUAUAAAACUACCUGAGGAUGGUUGUCGAGAAGGCUGCCACUGUAUUGACACUUAUUUACGAGCUGACAAUGGAACUUGUAUUCCAGCGGAUCAAUGCCCACCCACAACUCAGCCUGUCAUCUGCAGAGACGAUGAAUACUACUUAGAGUGUUCUAAUGGAGACUGUGGCAGAUGUGCGCAAGAAGGUCAACUUUGUAUCGACUUAAUAGAAGGUGGUUGCAUUCCUGGAUGUCGCUGUAAAGAACCCUUACUGCGUGCGGAAGAUGGAUCAUGCGUUCCUGCUGGUCAGUAUCCUCCUAUUUGUACUGGUCAAAAUGAAGUUGUCGGGUGUCGUACUGCUUGUUCUGAAACAUGCAAUAGUAUUGGUAAAAACUGUACUAUUAUUGAACCAACAGUGUGUAUACCUGCUUGCCGUUGCAGUCCUGGCUUCUAUAGAAACGCAGACUACAUUUGCGUACCAGAGGACGAAUGCCCAACAAAGUCCACCGUCUGUCGGUCUGAUGAAGAAUACUCAGGUUGUGCCAAUGGAGGUUGUGGAAGAUGGAAAUGUUCCCAGCCAGGUCAGAUUUGUAUCGACUUAAUAGAAGGUGGUUGCAUUCCUGGAUGUCGCUGUAAAAAACCCUUACUGCGCGCGGAAAAUGGAUCCUGCAUUCCUGCUGAUCAAUGCCCUCCUGUUUGCUUUGGUCAAAACGAAGUCGUCGGAUGUGAAACUGCCUGUCCUGACUCGUGCGAAAGUAUAGAUAAAAACUGCACUAUCAUAGAACCAGCAGUUUGUCAACCUUCGUGUCGUUGCAAGAAUGGCUACUAUAGAAACAAAAAUGGCGUUUGUAUAUCCAAGAAACACUGCUUGCAGUGUUCCGGUCCGAAUGAAUCAUAUUCCUGUGGACCUGGUUGCGACAACGUCUGUGCUACGUUAAGCAAAGAAAACCAAACGAACUGUCCUAUCAUCAAUAAUAAUUAUUUCUUUUGCAAUCCGAUGUGCUAUUGCGAUGAAAACUACGCGCGUGAUAAAUACAACAUUUGCAUACACAUAGAAGAAUGCCCCACUAACGAAAAUGGAAUUAAGAAACUUACAGAUGGAAACAUCGUUUUUACUGAAAAUUUCCUCCGAGUGGCUAGCAAAAUGAAUACAGGAGUCAGCGCAGUAUACUCGCCAUUCAGUUUAUUGUUCUUGUUAGCACCAUUAGGUCUUUAUACUAAGGGGGACUCGGAACAGCAAAUUUUAAAAGCACUGAAUUUGCAAAGCAAGAGUUUGAUCCGUUCUACAAUACCCCUUUAUUUGGAUGAGCUUAAUUCUCAAAAAAACGUUACACUCGAUCUCGCUGCACGAGUUUACGUAAAUAUUCAAUACAAAUUAAGCAAAGCAUUUGAACAGGAUACUAAGAAUCUCUUCAAAGCUGAAGCACAAAACUUGGACUUUAGCAAAUCGGAACAAGCAGCAAAACUUAUUAAUGACUGGGUUGAAUUUAUUACAAAUAAUUUGAUCCAAAACCUCGUAUCACCCGACACCCUCAGCGUUAACACGCGUUUGGUUCUGGUGAAUGCUAUUUAUUUCAAGGGAGACUGGCUUUAUUCAUUUAAAGAAGAAAAUUCAGAAAAACAAAUUUUCUAUGUAAAUGAGAAUAAAAAUGUAACGGUGAAUAUGAUGAAUCAAAUAGGAUCAUUUAAAUAUGCUGAAAUAGAGAAUCCUAACAUUCAGGUUCUAGAAUUGCCAUAUGUAAAUAGGAAUUUGACAUUUGUAGUUUGUUUACCAAAAUCCAAAGAUGGUAUAGAGGAAUUCAUUGAUACACUCGGAAACCCGUCAUUUUCAGUACUAGAAACAGCGAUUAAGAGCUUAAAGUAUAGAACGGUAGAUGUUUCUAUACCCUCAAUGGACGUAACUACCACUACAGAUUUAGGAUAUGUUUUGCGCCAGUUAAACGUGACAGCAAUAUUUGAGCCGGAAAACGCUAAUUUUAGUGGAAUAUUGGAAAAAUUCCAACAGAUUUUUGUAUCAUCCGCUACUCAGAAAUCUACAAUCAUUGUGACUGAAACUGGUACAAAAGCAGCUGCAGCAAAUGCGAUUAUAGUUGGUGUUACAUCUGUAUUACAGCCAGCAGAAGUUACUAAAUUUUUAGCAGAUCAUCCAUUUGCCUAUUUCAUUUUAUACAAUGGAACACCAAUAUUCUGUGGAAUAUACAGAGGGCCUGAAUAAAAAAAACAAAAACACCUAACUGGUGUCUUCACUUUAAAUUGUCAUAAUUCAAUCAAAAUAUGUACAAU
This is a messenger RNA of Nymphalis io (European peacock), 4903 nucleotides long. RefSeq names its product zonadhesin-like. The coding region runs from base 42 to 4835 and encodes 1597 amino acids. The transcript has 28 exons. Lineage: Eukaryota; Metazoa; Arthropoda; Insecta; Lepidoptera; Nymphalidae. The record is from RefSeq and is a predicted model, not a curated record.